UGCUAUGCACUGGCACUGCCAUGAUUCCCGAUGCAAGCGACCCCUGUCGUCCGGUUCCAUUUUCCUCCCUCUCGCCUCACCCCUGCUUUCUCGCCACCUCAGGAGCAUUACACCUGAAGCAACCCGGCCGGCCUGGUGAGCACUGAGGCACUGAGCAGUGAGCGCCUAUAAAAGAUUCCAGACGUGGAGGCCGGUAGAGCGAUCAGGUCUAGGCGCAGCUCGUGCAGGCGGAAUCAGAAUUUCAGAUACGCGCGCGCAAAGGGGGCAGAGACGGUGACCGGGGGGCUCUUUCUACUGCGCGUACAACGCACGGCGUCCUGCCGCGCGCGCGCGCUCCGUCUCUUCUUUUACGCGCGGUAGGCGGAAAGACCUCCGCGACGGCGCGACCCCUUGCGCUGCGUGUGUCUCCCGCCCCCCCGCCAACCUCGCGCGCCUUGCCUGCUUUCCUCGGCCCCCCCUUCGUCUUCCUCCUCGCCGCUACUACCCGCCGACUAGCCAUUGGAGACGCGUAGGGCGGUUGCCAUGGGGAGUGGUCGCAUGGGGAUCCGGAGGUGGUUGGUUUCUGCUGCUACGAUCUUGGUCCUCCUGCAGGUCUUCCUCUUCCACCCGGCGACGUCGCAGUCGUUCAUCGGCGUCAACUACGGGACGAUCGCGGACAACCUCCCGCCGGCGGCGUCGACGGCCAGCCUGCUCAUGUCCACGUCCAUCGGCAAGCUCCGCCUCUACGAGCCGCAGCCGGACCUGGUCGCGGCGCUCGCGGGCUCGAACAUCUCCAUCCUGUUGGGCAUCCCCAACGGAGACGUGCCGAACCUCGCGUCCUCCCCGGCCGCCGCGGCCUCCUGGGCCGCCGCCAACAUCCCCACCACGGUGACCGUCUCCGCCAUCUCCGUCGGAAACGAGCUGCUCAACUCCGGCGACCCCACCCUCGCGCCCCAGCUCCUCCCCGCCAUGCAGAACCUCCUCGCCGCGCUCCCCGCCGGCUCCACCACCAAGAUCUCCACGGUGCACUCCAUGGCCGUGCUGUCGGCGUCGGACCCGCCGUCGUCGGGUGCGUUCCACCCGGACCUCGCCGGCAGCCUGGACCCGGUGCUGGACUUCCUCCACCAGAACGGCGCGCCCUUCAUGAUCAACCCGUACCCCUACUUCGCCUACGCCUCCGACACGCGGCCGGAGACGCUGGCGUUCUGCCUGUUCCAGCCCAACGCCGGCCGCGUCGACGCCGCGUCCGGGCUCACCUACACCAAUAUGUUCGACGCGCAGCUGGACGCCAUCCGCGCCGCGCUGGACGCCAAGGGGUACACCGACGUGGACAUCGUCAUCGCCGAGACCGGGUGGCCGUACAAGGGGGACGCCGACGAGGCUGGCGCGACGGUGGACAACGCCAGGGCCUACAACGGCAACCUCGUGGCGCACCUCAAGUCCCAGGCCGGCACGCCAAGGACGCCGGGGAAGUCGGUGGAUACGUACAUCUUCGCGCUCUACGACGAGGACCUCAAGGGCGGGCCGGAGUCGGAGCGCUCCUUCGGGCUGUACAAGACGGACCUGACGGCGAACUACGACGCCGGGCUCGCCAAGAGCGGCAGCACGGCGGCUCCCACCAUUCUGACUCCAUCUCCGCCGCAGCAGGGCAUGCUGCAGCCGAGCAGGGGGGCGACGCCGACGCCAACGGGGUUCUGCCAGACGACGGCCGCCGUGCCGGGCAGCACGCAAGGCCAGCAGGUGACGCAGACCAGCUCGUGCUACAUCCCUGCCGAAGCCGUGUCGCGGCGAGCUGACGCCGGGACACGGCAGCUUGUUUGGUUUGGUGUUUUGCUGUGCCUGGCCAUGGUCGCCGGCAAGUAGCUACAGCAAUACAGCGUUUGUAUGUGUCGGAACUAGUACAGUAUACAGUAAAGGCUUUUGCAGCCCACUCGCUGCCACCGUAUAUAUAUUAGAUUUCACGAAAACAGCUACACACAGUCGAACGUUGAGCCGGUUC
This is a messenger RNA of Setaria italica (foxtail millet), 1978 nucleotides long. Its product is annotated as glucan endo-1,3-beta-glucosidase 7. The record is from RefSeq and is a predicted model, not a curated record. Gene Ontology annotation, molecular function: hydrolase activity, hydrolyzing O-glycosyl compounds. Gene Ontology annotation, cellular component: plasma membrane. Bases 523 to 1842 code for a protein of 439 amino acids. Gene Ontology annotation, biological process: carbohydrate metabolic process. The transcript has 4 exons. Lineage: Eukaryota; Viridiplantae; Streptophyta; Magnoliopsida; Poales; Poaceae.